This is a messenger RNA of Lasiodiplodia theobromae, 615 nucleotides long. RefSeq names its product BTB/POZ domain containing protein. NCBI's taxonomy places the organism in Eukaryota, Fungi, Ascomycota, Dothideomycetes, Botryosphaeriales, Botryosphaeriaceae. The record is from RefSeq and is a predicted model, not a curated record. The transcript has 4 exons. Bases 1 to 615 code for a protein of 204 amino acids. Gene Ontology annotation, molecular function: protein binding.
AUGAUGUCAAAAGAACAAAGGAUUUGCACGUGCCAGGCGGCUGAACCGAUGCCCCAGGUGUACAGAUUCGACUCAGAGACCGAUCCGGACAUUGACGUCGUUGAUGUAAACGAUAACACCUACAAAUGCCACAAAGCAGUCUUGAGCCAGAGCGAGGUCCUAGCCAAGUCCUUUGAUCCACAGCUAGGCUUCAAGGAAUCCAAGGAAGGUGUCAUUGCGCUCACCCACGAUGACCCCUCCGAAGUGAAAGCCAUGCUCGACUACCUAUACUCCAAAGACUAUUCAAGUCCGUAUGGCGAGAAAGAAGAAUCCCUUUUGUUCCACGUCUCUGUGUACACACUGGGAGAAAUCUACGCAAUCAAUGGCCUAAAAGAGCACGCUAAAAAACGCUUUUGGUUGGCUGGCGAGUACAUCAAGAAAAGCCAUAUCCUCGCUUCAGCUAUCCAGGCUGUCUAUGAGGCCACUCCAGAAAGCGACAAGGGCUUAAGAGAUGUUGUUGUGAUUAUGGCCAAACGGCAGAUCGAACAGCAUAUGAAGAACCGCGAAUUCAGGGAGAUGAUGGAUGGUCUUGGACAAUUUGGAAAGGACCUUGUGGCGGGGUCUAGUGUAAGCUAG